GGCCUCUGGACGGAAGAAGACUAGAUAAUUCAAUGAAACAGGUCUAGGGUUGACCCGAAAACCGACACCUUCGGGCGCAAUCACCUACAUGCAGGGCACACCAUUCUCGACACGCCGCUCGUGACAGGUUCCCUGGCGAUCAUUGGAUAUACCACAGCCAAUCUGACAAAACACCAUCUGACUCAGGAUAAAUACCUUCCACAGCACCAACUCAUCCUCACCCUCACCCGCCCUCGGCUACCCAAUCACCAUGCGCGCCUACUACUUCGACAACGCCCCGGGCGACCAGCGCCUCCUGCACGACUCGGGCACGCCCGUCCCCGCCGACGCCCUCCGCUCGCUCGGCGUCCUCAGCUGGCACAUCCCCGUCGACGCGGACGACAACUACAUCCAGGCGAUCGACCAGAUCGCGCGCGAGCGCGACUACAAGAACCGCGACACGAUCAAUAUCACCAAGGAGGGGCUCGGCGAUGCGUAUGAGGCGAAGUUGAAGAUGUUCUUUGAAGAACACAUGCACGAGGACGAGGAGAUCCGGUACAUCCUCGACGGCAGCGGCUUCUUCGACGUCCGCGAGCACCCCGUGGACUCAUGGGUCCGCAUCCACGUCGAGCAGGGCGACCUCGUCGUCCUCCCCGCCGGAAUCUACCACCGCUUCACGCUCGACGAGAAGAACAUCAUCAAAGCUAUGCGCCUGUUCAAGGACGAGCCCAAGUGGACACCACUCAACCGCGGCUCCGCAACGGACGAGAACCCCAUCCGCCACGAUUACCUCGCCAGCGUGGCUGCCCAUUGACGGAGGAAGGAUUGAGGAAGUUGUACCAGCUGUAUCGAUAUACUUAUGCUCAGAGCGGAAGUUACUGUCUCCAAUGAUAACACCCAUGUUGUAAA
Coniophora puteana RWD-64-598 SS2 is the source of this 888-nucleotide messenger RNA. Its product is annotated as 1,2-dihydroxy-3-keto-5-methylthiopentene dioxygenase. The record is from RefSeq and is a predicted model, not a curated record. Bases 251 to 793 code for a protein of 180 amino acids. NCBI's taxonomy places the organism in Eukaryota, Fungi, Basidiomycota, Agaricomycetes, Boletales, Coniophoraceae. The transcript has 4 exons. Gene Ontology annotation, molecular function: acireductone dioxygenase [iron(II)-requiring] activity.